Fonsecaea pedrosoi CBS 271.37 is the source of this 2331-nucleotide messenger RNA. RefSeq lists its product as uncharacterized. The transcript is spliced from 3 exons. Gene Ontology annotation, cellular component: mRNA cleavage and polyadenylation specificity factor complex. Bases 1 to 2331 code for a protein of 776 amino acids. The record is from RefSeq and is a predicted model, not a curated record. NCBI's taxonomy places the organism in Eukaryota, Fungi, Ascomycota, Eurotiomycetes, Chaetothyriales, Herpotrichiellaceae.
AUGGCCGGGACGACUUCUUCGGCUGCGGAGAUGAUCUCCCAGCUUGAAGCGGCGCGUAAACUCGCUCUGGGAGAUCCUCAAGUAUACAAUCAAGUCCUCCCAGGGAUAUUACCCAUCAUCGGUCCCUCGGCGCACGUCGAAGUGCGAAGAUGGGGUGCGGAAUUUCUAGCAGAGGCAUUCGCGAGCCCUUCUCUCCCCAAUGCGCAGAAAGAACAGCUUUCCUCCGACGUGUUGCCUACCCUACGAACCAUGUUGGACACACCUGGUGAAGAUCCUGCGGUGAUCAAGAGCGUGAUACAAGCGGCUGCGAGUCUAUACCCUCUGGUGUUCAGACGAGUAAUUUCACACCCUACAGAAACGACGUUGUGGCAGGAAAUGAGUCGGAUCAAAUUAAACAUUCUUCAACGCAUGGAUUCUGCUCCCAUCGCAGUCCGGGUUUGUUGCAUCAAAUUCGUGCAAAAGGUCGUCCAUGUAGAGACCCCUGGUUUGAUCUCAGAUCCUCGACGCCCCGAGCAAAACGAGAUUUCCAUUGCCUUGGUCCCACGAACACAUCCUCUACUGCAGCUCCCAAACCUGGAGGCCGAGGCAUCCGGCCUGCUGGACAGACUGUUGAGCGUAUUCCAGGAGGCCACGAUGGAUCCCAUCCUUGUUGAUGCGACGCUCAACUGCCUGGCGGUCCUCAUACGAACACGCCCCGCCAUUUCCACCAAGAUUGUGUCUGCGAUUCUCAACUUCAAUCCAAUGAAACAGGCGAAUGCUCCGCUGACCCCUCGAAUGAUUGUCAUUAUAAGAUCAAUGGAGAGAACAACGAGGGCUUUGCUACGAUGGGCUUUGAGGGCUGUCCCGAAUCACCCUCUGGAACAGAAGAUCCAGGCAUACCUCAUGCGCCUCCAACAGUCACGUUCAACGCUGUUUGCAGAGCCUACGGGACAAAAACGCCCGGCUGAACCCACCGACGGGUUGGAUGAUGCAAAGAGGCAGAGGCUCACGGCGGGAAUUCGCAAAUUUCCACCCAUGCCUCCACCGCCCAACACCUAUGCCCACCUAUUCACCCUCACGGAAGAUACCAGUCUUCAGCAAUUUGAUGUUACUCUUCUCCCUGCUGACAUUGUCAGCACUGUAACCUCGGUCUUCCUGCAACACGUGGACUCGAACUCACUGGAUGUUGCGAUUGAUGCAAUCCGAUCCAGAUAUACUCACUUGCAAAAAGUCAAUCAGCCCACCCCUGUGCCUGAUGUGCCCAUGCUAGGACCUACAGGUAUCGAUGAUGAGGACGAUUACGAUCCUGAGUUUGUCACUGGUACAGAGCCGACGGCCCUGUCGACCACAGAGAGGGCAUUGGAGGAGCUAGCGCAGCCACCUCUUGAGUUGGGCCCAUUCGAGCUACCAAAACCCCCGCCGUUGACUGGGACGGAAGUCGCGACAUUAUCAGAUCAGACGGUUGGACAUGUCUUUCAACUGGUUGCGUCACUCGAGGCUACGGGGCACUCUCAUACGAAGCAGCAACUCGGCCUAAAUCGAAUAGCCGCUAGUGGUAACGAUCGAGACUCUUGGGCAACAAUCCUCAUGCGCCUGGCCACCAGAGCCCCGUCCGGCCUCGAUGACCUCGCCAACACCCUGAACGACGACGACGCGGAUGGGUCCAGGCAGAUCAUCAAAUCAGAAAACACCGAAGAAACACCCAAUGUCGCAAACCGUAUCCGUCAGACGCUAUUCAUGUAUGUCCUCGAAGACUUCCGACCUCGCCUUAAUAUGGCCAUCUCUUGGUUGACCGAGGAAUGGUACGCCGACAAAAUGACCGCAAAGACACACCCAGAACUUGCCCAUCUACCAAACUACACCCGAUGGGCAAAUCGCCUCAUUGAUCGCCUCCUCCCCUAUCUCGACGCCCGAGAUAAGAAUCUGUUAAUACGCUUCCUCUCUGAAAUCCCCAGCAUUGAUCGCGAGAUUCUGAGUCGAGUCAAGAGCUUGGCGAGAGAUCCUGAAAGGAUCAACAUGUGUAUUCUUGCGAUGCAAUACCUUCUAUUGAUGCGGCCGCCAGUGAGAGACAUGGUGUUGGAUACGAUCGAAGUAAUCUGGAGAGAAGGGGAUGAUCAGGCUAGAGGGGCAACCAGUAAGGUCCUGGCGAAGUGGAGACCGGGCUUUCUGGAAAAGGCCGUGAAGGAAGAGGAAGUCGAGUCCAAGGCAAAUGUUAAACAGGAGAUGAGGACGAAUGGCGUCACUAGUCCUCCUCCUGCAGCACCUGCUGCACCGGACACUACCGUGGAAGCAACAGAGCCCAUGAGCAUGGAUCCUAGGAAGAGAAAAGCCCUUGCAGCCGCGAAUGGGUGA